This is a messenger RNA of Verticillium nonalfalfae, 2226 nucleotides long. RefSeq lists its product as uncharacterized. Bases 1 to 2226 code for a protein of 741 amino acids. The transcript has a single exon. Gene Ontology annotation, biological process: mitochondrion organization. The record is from RefSeq and is a predicted model, not a curated record. Gene Ontology annotation, cellular component: mitochondrion. NCBI's taxonomy places the organism in Eukaryota, Fungi, Ascomycota, Sordariomycetes, Glomerellales, Plectosphaerellaceae. Gene Ontology annotation, molecular function: zinc ion binding.
AUGAGCCACCAAGGUCCCCCGCCACCUCCGCCGCCCCAUGGCGAGAAUCCUAAAACCACGAGCGGCGGCGGCGGUGGUGGCCUGGGUCCUGGCAACUACGACAUCUUCGUUAUCCCGCAACGUGACAAGGGCGGAGGAUUCAUUUACCUGCCAUCCAUGAGCCCCAACGGCCCCAGCUUCGCUGCCGGUUUUGCUUCCGCCCUGGUGCUGGUUGUCAUAUUCCAGAGCAUGGCGCCAGCCUUUCAAGUAUGGUGGAGCAACUUCCAAGGCAUGGGCAGCAUGGGCAUGACUCUCCUGUUGAUAGCAGUCGCCAUCGGGGCGUGGGCCUGGGGUAAGUCGCAGGCCGCGCAGGCCGAGGCCUCUUCGUCAAACGCCGGUGGUCACGCCGGCACCGGAGGCUCCUACGGUGCCCGACCGAAUCCCCAGGCGCACAGCAGCCCACCUCCCAACACUGGUGGCCCCCCGCCGCCUCCGCCGCCACACAACGAACCGCCCCCCUCGAACCAAAAUCGCGGAGGAGGCCCCAAGACCUCCUGGCAACAAGCACCGCCUCAGCCGGAAGAAGCGCCCCCGCCGGAACCUCCACGGCCCGAGACGCCGCCUCCAAGACCAAAGACUCCUCCAAGACCAAAGACCCCUCCGAGGCCGAAAACGCCUCCGCCGAGGCCCAAGACACCACCCGCCAGGGCGAAGAGUCCGCCGCCAAAGCCAAAAACGCCGACGCCUGCGCCGCCUCCCAAACCGAAGGAGGAUUCGACGUGGGAGAAGGCCCGCGAGGAAACCAGGAGGAGAGAGGCUGAGCGCAAGGCAAAGCUUGAGGAAGAGAAACGGAAAGCCGAGGCCGCCCGCAGGUUACGCGAGUUCCGAGAAAAGGAGGCUCGUGAACGAGAACGACGCGACAAGGAAGCUCGUGAGCAGCGGGAGAAGCUGGAGCGAGAAAAUAAGGAAAAGGAAGAGCUCAAGGCGAGACUUGAGAAGGAGACGCGAGAACGAGAACGCCUCGAAAAGGAAAAGGCUGAUAGGGAAGCCAAAGAACAGGAAGAUGCUCGCAAGAAGGAGAUAGAAGAUCUUCGUAGGAAAGAGGCCUGGGAGAGAAAGAAGCGUGAGAUGGAGCUCAAGAUCAAGCGCGAGGCGGAGGAGAAGGCCAAACGCGAGGCGGAGGAGGCCGCGCAGAAGGCUCGUCAGGGAAGUACGUAUGCUUACUCGGGGGUCGGCGAGAAGACCAGCCUCCGAGACGGCGCCCAAGCUCCAGCCCCCCCGUCUUCACCGUCGCCAACAAAGCCAGCUCCUUCUACAGCUCCGUCGAACAACGCAAAACGGCCGCCGGCCCCAUCUGCCUCUGCCUCGGCGAGGACGCACUUGCGACCCGACGACGAUGCGUACUCGUAUCGUCCGUACGACACGCCCAAGUCGUCUCGCCGGACGGCGCCAUCUUCCGUGGGCUCCGAAUCGUCCUGGGCGCACUCUGCCACGACGGCCCGCACGACGCCGCCGCCUAGCAUGCGCGGUCCGUACACGACGAAGGACCCCGACAAGAUUGUGAUCAAGGCGGUGUAUCUGUUCAUGAACCAGUACGCUAAGACGCCGGCUAGCAACUUGCUGUCAGGGAUCGGUACUGUGACGGACGGCCUCAUUCUCCGGAUCACCACCGAGGGUCUCUUCAUCGACGACGAUGUUCGAGGCGUCCCGCAGCGAGAGUGGGAUGUCAAAGCAUGGACACUGAAGCUUGUCGAGGUAUGGUGUCCCCCGCACUGCCUGUCUGGUUCUUCGUCUUCUUCUGCGUCUGGCCCAUCUGCGAACCAACCGACGAGCUUUCUGCACAAGAUGGCCCAAGCGCAGCGUGCUACUCGCAACUCGGCGGCGGACAGGGGCGCCAACAAGCCUUACCUCGGUGAUGAGGCUGAGGUGUACCUGGCCGACAUGUUAAAGUCGUGCAAGGAGUGCUGCCGUCUCGGCCUGUGCGAGAGCAAGCUACGCAACACGAACAUGCCGUCUUCUGCCGGACAGGCGGGAGAGUGGAAGUCCAAGGGGUUGCAUGUGCUGCGGGCAACGGUGCGGGAUCAGGAGGGCAAGCGCUACUUGUUCGUCGUGGACGAGGAGGAGGCGUGGAAGUUGUCAGUCGGUCUCUCUCGGCUGCGCAAAGGAACCCAGGUGCGUCAACUGGGGGUCAGCGGCAUGACGGCGACGGAUGCGAGAACAACGCUCGACCUGCUGGGUUGGUUGUAG